Brassica oleracea var. oleracea is the source of this 522-nucleotide messenger RNA. Its product is annotated as protein PHLOEM PROTEIN 2-LIKE A8-like. The transcript has 2 exons. The record is from RefSeq and is a predicted model, not a curated record. Gene Ontology annotation, biological process: signal transduction. NCBI's taxonomy places the organism in Eukaryota, Viridiplantae, Streptophyta, Magnoliopsida, Brassicales, Brassicaceae. The coding region runs from base 1 to 522 and encodes 173 amino acids.
AUGGUGACAACUUCUUCAUAUUCCAACGUCAACGUAGGACCAGAAGUGUUCAUCAACUUCCGAGGAGAAGAGCUGCGCGAGAAUUUCGUCUCCCAUCUCUAUAAGGCAUUGCGCCAGAGUGGGAUCAAUGCUUUCAUAGACUCUGAUAUGGUUCCGGGCGAUAAACUCAUAACCCUUUUCAAAACAAUCGAGGAGUCCAAGAUAGCGUUGGCGAUUUUAUCGAGCAAGUACACGGCGUCACAAUGGUGUCUGGAGGAGCUGGUGAAGAUAAUGGAAUGUAGCACAAAUGGGGAAGGAUGCAAAAAUCUAGUGGUCAUUCCAAUCUUCUACAAGCUGUCUACAUCUAUCGUCGAUAAGCUUGAAGGUGAAUUUGGUGUUAACCUAUUGAAUGUGUGGAGGGAACCAGGUGGUGCACGAGAGAGCCGGAUUGUGAAGUGGAAUGCGGCUUUGCAGGAUAUGCUGAGCAGAGCGGCUUUGAUAUAUGACGGAAGCAUUACAGAAAAUAAUAUUAGUGUGAUUUAG